CUUUCAGUCUAUCUGACCUUCAUCGGAGUAUAUGAAGGUCAAUGUAGUUUUAAGAAAAUUGCAGAAUAUGAUAUAUUAUUAUUAUAUUAUAUCUAAUGGUGAACUAGUGAACACUGUCCCAAGUCAUUGUUAAGUUAUGGAUGCUUUCAGGUUUACUGUAUGUGAAUUUAUGUGCUCUUUGUCUUCAUGUUCGUAUCAGAAUAUUGUCGCAGUGGGGGCAGGCUUCUGUGAUGGGAUGCGGUGUGGUGACAACACCAAGGCGGCUGUGAUCCGUCUGGGGCUGAUGGAGAUGAUAGCCUUCGCUAAACUCUUCUCUAAGAACGGCUCUAUCUCCACAGCAACCUUUCUAGAGAGCUGCGGUGUGGCUGACCUCAUCACUACAUGCUAUGGUGGCCGAAACCGACGAGUGGCAGAGGCCUUCUCUAAAACGGGGAAGAGCAUUGAACAGCUGGAGAAAGAGAUGUUGAAUGGUCAGAAGCUCCAGGGUCCUGCCACUGCAGCUGAGGUUUACCACAUCCUCAAACAGAAGGGCCUUCUGGAAAAGUUCCCUCUGUUCACAGCAGUCUAUCAGAUUUGUUUUGAGGGGAAGCCGGUUCAAGAGAUGAUCUCCUGCCUGCAGAGCCACCCAGAGCACAUGUGAUCACCCGGUGGGUCUCAAAGGGGGAUGGGAUUCACAUAAAUGAUUCUGAAAUUCUGCAGUAGGUUCUGUACAGAUAUUGUGGGCUUUGGAAUAUCAGCCUUACCCAAAAGAAUUUUAGCUAUUUGUCAGUAUUAAGCAAUUAAGUGAACAAUGGAACUUUUUGCAGUAUCAAUAGACUGCAGUGUUAUAUCCCCAUGCAGAAGAAAGUAUGCAGUUGUCAUGGUGUUUCUAUAGCCGGUAUAAUGACAGAGCUGCCAGAGUGCUAGCAUGGUGCUAGCAACUGCUAGAACCUGCACUCACACCACAUGUUCACUGAUGAUGUUUUAGCAGUGCUACUCCUUUCUACUUAAACCAGCUCCAUACUGUGGUAAAAAAGCACAAAUUAUUAAGCCAUUAUCUUAUUUUUUAUACUUUUGAUAUUAAUAAUAUUAAUAUGAUGGUACUCAAAAUGCUCACAUUCUGUUGUUUUCAACCUGGACUAAUUCUUAUGAUGUGUGAGUUGUGGGCAAAGCAACAUAACCUUUUCCAAAAAAAAAACCUCUCAUUUACUACUGUCAGGAUAUAGUUUAAGUUUCAGCAAAUAUGACAAAAAGUAAUUUUUAUAAAAGUUACCUAGGCAGUUUUUCCUUGCCGCUGUCGCCAAGUGCUUGCUCAUGGUGGGAAUUGUUUGGUCUCCCUUAAUCACUUGGUCCCUCAAUCUAUGUCAUUUUAUUCAAAAACACUAUUAACACAGAUUGUGAUACAUAUCUUACUCUACUGUAGUGCAUUCUAGGUGUUUCAUUUGUGUUUGCUUGUUUUUUUUAAAAAAGGCAACUUUUGCAAAUACUGUAUAUUUCCAGGUUUGUGACCAAAUGUUUGAACCUGUAUUUUCUUGUUGUGACAGUAGAGUGGUUCAUCAGUUUCUUACUUAUUAACAGGCAGGUACUGUCAACCAUUACAAGCCUGUCUGGCAUGAUACUGUGUCUGUGUCACUCUGAUGCACUUUAGUGAUGUCCUGCACAAGCAGACAAAGCAUUGUGACUUGGGAGAAGAUAAGGAUAUUUACUAUGUGUUUCAGUAUUUUACGGUAUUGCUGCCACGCCAGAAAAAGAGAAACAGAUCAGUAUUGCGUCAUAACAUUUUAUGUUAUUACAACAUACAAUCUCUUGUUUAUUUUGUUAUAACGUAAUAACCUAUAUUUUUAGAUUAUAAUGUGAAAUGUUUCACAAUUUAACAAGAUAGUGUAAAAAGGAGUGGUGGGCAACGAUUAAAAUCUUUUUCCAUAUUGAAUUCAAAAGUAGUGUAUUGCGCACUUUAAACAAAAAGUACUGCUAUAUGAUCAAAAGUGCAAUAACAUUUGGUUUGCAUUUAUACACAACUUUACACUUUAAACAAAUAAGUUGCUUUUCAUCAGCAGUAUUCCCUUUACAGGAUAGCAGUUAAAAUAAUUAUUCUCUAAGUGUGCUGACUUUAUUUGAACUGUUCUACUGCUGUUCAACAUGAAUAAAAUAUGCCGCGCACAUUUCAGCAAAAUGUUUCUCUUCUGUUUUCAUUACAGU
This is a messenger RNA of Morone saxatilis (striped sea-bass), 2178 nucleotides long. RefSeq names its product glycerol-3-phosphate dehydrogenase 1-like protein. The record is from RefSeq and is a predicted model, not a curated record. Gene Ontology annotation, cellular component: glycerol-3-phosphate dehydrogenase (FAD) complex; cytosol. The transcript is spliced from 3 exons. Bases 137 to 640 code for a protein of 167 amino acids. NCBI's taxonomy places the organism in Eukaryota, Metazoa, Chordata, Actinopteri, Moronidae. Gene Ontology annotation, biological process: carbohydrate metabolic process; glycerol-3-phosphate metabolic process. Gene Ontology annotation, molecular function: glycerol-3-phosphate dehydrogenase [NAD(P)+] activity.